AAGUCAACAUAUUAUGUUAAGGCAGUUUUAAUGAAAAUAAUUUUAAUACGCUACAAUUAACUCUCCUGUAGGAUUUGUUUUGAACUUAGUUGUUGUGUCGCCAUAUUGUGAUCUCUAACUACGUGAAGUACUGUAGGGGUACGAUGAGUUCCCUUAAAUUGCAGAAGAGGCUUGCGGCCUCUGUUAUGAGAUGUGGCAAGAAGAAGGUGUGGCUUGAUCCUAAUGAAAUUAAUGAAAUUGCUAACACUAAUUCAAGACAGAACAUUCGUAAGCUGAUUAAGGAUGGUCUUAUCAUCAAGAAACCUGUUGCUGUACACUCCAGAGCUCGUGUCCGCAAGAACACUGAGGCCAGAAGGAAAGGGCGUCAUUGUGGUUUUGGAAAACGGAAGGGUACAGCAAAUGCUCGUAUGCCUCGAAAGGUGCUGUGGAUUAAUCGGAUGAGAGUUUUAAGGCGACUUCUCAAGAAGUAUAGAGAAGCAAAAAAGAUUGACCGUCAUCUGUACCAUCAACUGUACAUGAAAGCUAAGGGUAAUGUCUUCAAGAACAAGCGUGUGCUUAUGGAGUUCAUUCACAAGAAGAAGGCAGAAAAAGCUAGGACAAAAAUGUUGAAUGAUCAAGCAGAAGCAAGGCGACAGAAGGUGAAAGAGGCCAGGAAACGACGUGCCGAAAGAAUAAAUCAGAAGAAGCAGGAGCUGCAUCAGGCUUAUCAACGUGAGGAUGAAACAGCUGCCACAAAAAAGUAGUUUUAUUUUGAGGUUCAAACAUUCUGUAUUAAUUGCAGUGGAAAUAAAACAAAAUUGGUAAUUUGGUACUGGGA
Molecule: messenger RNA, 817 nt
Organism: Zootermopsis nevadensis
Lineage: Eukaryota; Metazoa; Arthropoda; Insecta; Blattodea; Termopsidae
Gene: RpL19
Product: ribosomal protein L19
Biological process (GO): translation
Cellular component (GO): cytosolic large ribosomal subunit; ribosome
Molecular function (GO): RNA binding; structural constituent of ribosome
Source: RefSeq, a predicted model, not a curated record